AUGGCAUCUCCUGAGGCUAUUCAGACUCCCAACGGAGUUGACGAGCAAGGUCUCGUCGAGAAGACGGCCAAUCUCCAGGUUUCUCAAUCCAACGGCCAGGGGAAGCCUCCCGCUCACAGAUCACACGACCCUGAUCACAACCAGAAGAGGACCGAUCCGUUCCAAUUUGGCAGUCGCUUCCUCAAUGAGGGCGAUGAUGCAUUCGAGUUCAACGCUUGGGACCAUGUCGAGACUGACGAUGCAUACAAGGAAUAUGCCGAGCAGCAAUACGAGAUGCAACGCCAGUCCCCGGUCUCUGAUUUUGACAAAAAUAGGUUGAACACCAAUCCUGCUAGAAUGUGGGACCUGUUCUACAAGAACAACACAGCCAACUUCUUCAAGAACAGAAAAUGGCUGCAGCAAGAAUUUCCCAUCUUGACAGAGGUGACCCAAGAGGAUGCUGGCAAAACUGUGAUCCUCGAAAUAGGCGCAGGUGCGGGCAAUACCGCCUUUCCCAUCACUGCAUUCAACAAGAACCCCAACCUAAAAAUCCAUGCUUGUGACUACUCAAAGACGGCCGUAGAGGUCAUGCGGAACCAUGAGUCGUAUGGCCAAGGUUUUGUCCAGGCCGACGUCUGGGACGUGACGAGCGACGAGCUCCCGCCUGGUCUAGAGGAGGGAUCUGUGGAUAUUGCUAUUCUGAUUUUCAUAUUCUCUGCUUUAUCACCUAACCAGUGGAAUAAGGCGGUGUCCAACGUCCACCGACUACUCAAGCCAGGGGGCCAGGUCUGCUUCCGAGACUAUGGAAGAGGUGAUCUCGCCCAGGUUCGUUUCAAGAAAGGCCGCUAUCUUGAUGAGAAUUUUUAUGUGCGCGGGGACGGCACCCGUGUCUACUUCUUUGAGAAGGACGAGCUGGAGCAAAUCUGGAGCGGUCAGACGCAGACCGAGUCAGAUGGCCCAAAGCGUGCGUUCACAGUGAACGAUCUUGGCGUCGAUAGACGCAUGCUUGUCAACCGAGCGCGCAAGCUGAAGAUGUACCGGUGCUGGAUGCAAGGACGAUUCACGAAGGAAUGA
This is a messenger RNA of Colletotrichum truncatum, 1053 nucleotides long. RefSeq names its product actin-binding protein. Gene Ontology annotation, molecular function: tRNA (cytidine-N3)-methyltransferase activity. The record is from RefSeq and is a predicted model, not a curated record. NCBI's taxonomy places the organism in Eukaryota, Fungi, Ascomycota, Sordariomycetes, Glomerellales, Glomerellaceae.